AUGGAAGUUGGUCGUGCUUCGAUACGUUGCUUGCCGUCCUUCGGAAUUUCAAUCUUCUGGCUUACCAUCCUCCAUCUCUUAAUCUGUUCUGCCGGAAAACAGUGUGGAAAUUGCGGCUCGUUCUCCGUUCCCUACCCGCUCAGCACAUCACCAGGAUGCGGCGACCCCAGUUACUCGGUUUUCUGCAACACAUCCGCUGGAGCUCUGUUCUUGAGAAGCGAAGGAGGGGCGGACUAUCCCAUAACAAGCAUCGAUCCCCUGUCACAAACAUUCAUCCUUCAACCGGCGGAACUCAUGGGAAAUUCGUGCCGGACGUCCGAUUUCAUCUACAGUGGCAUUAAGCUGAACCAAAGUUUGCCGUUCAAUUUCACAGCAAAUAACACGAUCUUCCUGCUGAAUUGCACCGCUGAAAUGACCAAGAUAGAAGUAUACGACUGCUCCAAUCAGAGCUCCAGUUCCAGCAGUUGCUGGACCUAUCUGAAGAAGGGACCGCAGGAGGUGGCAACCUGCCGGAGUUGGAGCAUUUGCUGCACACGCACUGGCGCCGUGCGAGCCCAAUUACCAUACAAUAUACUCUUACAGGUUUGUACAGCAUACAAGAGCUACGUCAACCUGAACAUGGCGUUGCCGAUACAGGAGUGGCAGGAAGGAGUGGAGGUUCAAUGGAGAUCCCCACCGGAAUUGGAGUGCCGGAACCAGGCGGACUGCUCGGUGGCGGUGCCCAACUCAACAUGCACGAUGGAUCCUAUUGCUGCAGGCAAUGGGACGAGGCGCUGUAUAUGCAACGCUGGUUUUCAGUGGAAGCCGAUGGAAGGGACGUGCAGAAAGGUUGUCCAAGAGUGUCGGAAAUGGUGGAGAUGUCACAAAAUAUGGUACAUCGCCCCUGUAGCAGGGUUUACAUCUGCUUUGGCACUUUCUUUGAUGUUUAUCGGCUCCCUGUUAUAUAGAAGGCGAAUGCUGGCCAAGGAGGCACAUGAGAGGCUAACAAAAGAGAGAGAAGAGAUUCUGUCAGCCAACAGCGGGGGGAGAUCUGCCAAGCUCUUCAGUGGAAGAGAUAUGAUGAAGGCCACAAACUCUUUCUCCAAAGACCGGCUUCUUGGCCAAGGCGGUUUUGGAGCAGUCUACAAAGGCUUUCUUGAAAAUGGAACUCCAAUUGCUGUCAAGAUUGCCAAGGUUGAUAACACCAAGGGCACAGACCAGGUACUGAAUGAGGUGAGCAUCCUCUCACAGGUCAACCACAGAAGCCUUGUCCGCCUGCUAGGCUGCUGUGUUGAGUUAGAGCUACCGGUCAUGGUCUAUGAGUUCAUUCCCAAUGGAACUCUACAUGAACACAUCUACACUGAUCGAUAUGGCUUCCUCAAUUGGCAUCAAAGACUCAAGAUUGCUCAUCAAACUGCAGAAGGCCUUGCUUACCUUCAUUCCUCGGCAAUGCCCCCGAUCUAUCACCGCGACGUCAAAUCAAGCAACAUUCUUCUUGACGAUAAAUGCAAUGCCAAGGUCUCUGAUUUCGGGCUAUCUAGGCUGAUUGAUCCUGAGCAGACGCACGUAUCAACAUGUGUACAGGGUACAAUUGGUUAUUUGGAUCCUGAGUACUAUAGGAACUACCAGCUAACAGACAAGAGUGAUGUGUACAGCUUUGGUGUGGUUCUACUUGAGCUCUUGACAUCUAAGAAGGUCAUAGACUAUCAGAGAGAUCCAAGGGAAGUAAACUUGUUUGUGUAUGUUCAACACAGGGUGAAUGUAGGGAAUGUUACGGAAGUAGUGGAUGAAGAGUUGAGAUGGGGAGCUUCACCAAGAAGUUUGGAGUCGAUGAAGGCCUUGUGCUCUCUUGCAAUGGGUUGCCUUGAGGAGAGAAGGCAGGACCGACCAUCGAUGAAGGAUGUUGCAGAAGAGAUUCAGUACAUCAUUGCAAACCAGUAAACUGCUUCUCCCUUUGCAUCCCUCCAAGCGUAGAAUUUGUUUGUUUAGGUAGCAAGUUGUGAAGGAGAUUGAGUAGACCGUUAGCAGCAAGCAAACUGACGCUACAAUUGUCCCUAUGAAAGCGUAGAAUAAUGUUUCAAAA
Molecule: messenger RNA, 2062 nt
Organism: Nymphaea colorata (pocket water lily)
Lineage: Eukaryota; Viridiplantae; Streptophyta; Magnoliopsida; Nymphaeales; Nymphaeaceae
Product: wall-associated receptor kinase-like 20
Exons: 3
Coding region: 1-1920 (639 amino acids)
Biological process (GO): cell surface receptor signaling pathway; protein phosphorylation
Cellular component (GO): plasma membrane
Molecular function (GO): protein serine/threonine kinase activity; ATP binding; polysaccharide binding
Source: RefSeq, a predicted model, not a curated record